CCACUUACAGUACAUGCGCAUUUUCGCCAAAGUGCUACUCAGGAUCACAACCGCUCCUUCCCAAGCCCAUGAAUGAGCUAAAUUACCGUUUUCGCACGCCUCACCCCCACCUAGGUGGGUAUUGCUUCGCGAAGAAGGCAGAGCUUGCAGAUAAACCCAUGCGCAGGCUCAGGCCGUCCCUUGUCGCAUUUAAAACCCCCUCAACACCACCCCUGCCCUUGGCGCGUAGGAGUCGCUCAUUCACUCAUCCGCCAUAAAGGCGACGGCAUCCUUGCCUCCUUAGCCGGUUGACUCCCCGCCACGUAUUCACGUGUUCCUGCCUGGAUGUGAACCGCCAGGCUUGCUCCAUGGGGGGAAAUUGCAGCUCCGAAACCGACGACACCAGUCUUCAGGGUGAACAGGAUGCCCCGGACCUCGCGCACAAUACGACCAAGCUGAAUCAGGAUCCUUCCAACCCUCCCCGGCUCCACCCGCCAAUGGCUGACGGCCGCGACAACAGCCGCAGUAUGGGUGGUGGCCAGUAUAACCUUGUCUCUGCUCUUGACGAUGCUGUCGAAGCCCGCUCACAGAAGAGGGAGCAACGGUGCGACAUUGUCCUAGACAACCUGAACUCCCGCAUAUUUCAGGAUGCAAGUGACUAUGGUCGGGAACGGGAAGAGGUUGUUACUCGCGAGAGGGUGUUGGCAUUCGACUACCUUUGCCAGGUCAAGGCAUCGCAACUUGAAAUCCAGGCAAACCAAGUACUCCAAGCAGUGAGGAAACACGACCAGGCAAAUGUCUACGAGAAUGCCCCGACACGGAGGGGUUACGGAGGACAGGAGCAUCCACGCUUCAUGGGCGACCAUUUCCUCUCUAAUGUCGACUUGAUCGAGCAGACAAAGCUAUACCGAGUUGCCCAAGAGAUGCCCAAAGGUGCUCAUCUGCACAUCCACUUUAACGCAAACCUUCUCCCGGAGGUCUUGAUCAACAUUGCCAAGGAGAUGGAUCGCAUGUUCAUCACAAGCGAUAUGCCGCUAGUCCCCGUUGGCGAUGAUGGAAACUCCCCUGGUUACUACGGCAGAUUUGACCAGUGCAGGAUCCAGUUUUCGAUUUUGUCUCCAGAAAGGGAGAAGCCAGGCAAUCUCUUCGACCCCAACUACACAGAAAGGGGAACAAUGAGAUUCCAAGAUUUUUUAAGGGAGUUCGACGCCCACUACAACCAAAAGUCCACCAAAUGUUCGGUGGACGAGUGGCUUCGAAACAAGUUGGUCUUCCACGAGGAAGAAGCCCACAACUUGCUCCAAACGCCGGAAGGUGCUUGGGAGAAGUUCAAUGGGCGUACUCAGAUGAUGAAAGGUCUAUUCAAUUAUGAGAGGGCGUACCGACAGUACAUGCGCCUAUGUCUGCAAGAGUUCGUGGACGAUAAUAUUCAGUACGCUGAGAUCCGGCCCAACUUCAUGGAAACGAAUCAGCUCUGGACAGACGAUGGAGAGAGAAAAACCAGUAAUAGUGGCAUCAUGGAACUUAUCAUUGAGGAGUACACGGGGUUUCAAACCGACCACCCUGGUGUUUUCGGUGGCCUCAAGGUCAUCUAUUGUACCCCUCGCUCCUCCUCAAAAGAGGCCGUUCGGUACUCCCUCAACGAAUGUUUGGCCUUCAAGAAGCGGUGGCCCGAAUGGAUUGCCGGGUACGACGUAAUAGGCGAAGAGAAUAAAGGCCACCCCCUGAAAACCUUCGUUCCGGAGUUCCUAGAGUUCAAGAAGAAGUGCGCGGAUGAAAAUGUCGACAUCCCCUUCCUCUUCCACUGCGGAGAGACACUGGAUAUUGGCUGCGACACCGACGGCAAUCUGGUAGACGCCGUGCUUCUGGGCGCAAAGCGCAUCGCGCACGGCUUUGCACUACCAAGACAUCCAUACAUCCUGGAGCAGAUGAAGAAGCGCAACAUGUGCGUCGAGCUCUGCCCAAUCUCUAACGAGAUCCUCGGCCUUACCCCGAGGGUGGGUGGCCAUGCCAUGUACAGCAUGCUUGCCAACAACCUCCCCUGCACUCUUAGCACGGAUAAUGGCACGCUUUUCAGACUAACACCUGCGUUUAGAUCCCGCCUCUCGCAUGAUUUCUAUCAGACUUUUGUGGGAAAGGCAGACAUGACUCUCCACGGCUGGCGACAGCUUAUCGAGUGGAGUAUCGAGCAUUCUUGCAUGGAGGACCAACUACGGAAGGACAUCUACGCCGAUUGGGAGCGGCGUUGGAAUGAGUUCUGCAGAUGGGUCGUCAAUGAAUACGGCCAUCUCGUCGUGGAAGGCAUGCCGCCGAAACCCUUGGAUUGA
Phialemonium atrogriseum is the source of this 2306-nucleotide messenger RNA. RefSeq names its product adenosine amp deaminase. The record is from RefSeq and is a predicted model, not a curated record. The coding region runs from base 348 to 2306 and encodes 652 amino acids. NCBI's taxonomy places the organism in Eukaryota, Fungi, Ascomycota, Sordariomycetes, Cephalothecales, Cephalothecaceae. The transcript is spliced from 4 exons. Gene Ontology annotation, molecular function: adenosine deaminase activity. Gene Ontology annotation, biological process: inosine biosynthetic process; adenosine catabolic process.